GUGGGUAAGGAUUGAACGCGAACGAGCAGUGCUGAGGAGAGGGAGGAGAGAAAUCUUUCCACCGGUUUACGUUGCGCAGAGCGGCUGGUUAGUGCCCUGCUGCCCGUGAUGCGAUGGGGUGAGGGCGACAAAGAUCUAGACGGGCGAGGAACGGGGCGACCGACCGCCCGCGAUCUGAUGGGGUUAGGUCGACAACGAAUAAGGCAGCGGAGUAACGGUGAGAGAGCGAAGAAAGGGCUUCUGGUGAUGGGAUUGCUCGCUCAUUAACGACGUAGCGCUUGUUGUCUCAAGGUGGUCAACACAGCAGGUGGUGAGAGAUUGGCAGGAGGUCGUAGCAGGGAAGUCGGAGGCGGGUGGCGGGGGAGUUCGGCAGGAGAAAGACGAACUGCCUUGUUUUAUGCGAAGGGAAGGAAGAUAGAUCGCUUUUAUGGGCGAUCCUGGCGCGGCCGGUGUUGAGCGAGGCUGCUUUAAGAGCGAGAUGAUGAGCCCCUCGGCUUGUCAUGCGAAUGAGGAUGAGCUUUUGGCGACCGCUGAGAGGUAUGCUGCCGAUCUCAUCGCCCAGAUUCAGCCGUCUAAACGGUCAGAAAUUCGCCGACAUGCUGUGGCACGACGUGUGCAAAGUUUAAUCCAGAAAUGUUUCAACUACCAUUGCAAGGUGUUCACAUUUGGGUCUGUGCCUCUCAAGACUUAUCUUCCUGAUGGCGACAUCGAUCUCACUAUCUUUUCCCAAGAUGUGGCUUUGGGGGAGAUUUGGCACGAGCGGCUGAAGGCAGCUCUGGAAGAGGAGGGCAGCAACAGGGAUGCAGAAUUUCUGGUUGAGAAAGUCCAGUACAUUCAAGCAGAGGUGAAAUUGGUGAAGUGUCUGGUGGGUAGCAUUGUAGUUGAUAUAUCCUACAACCAGUUAGGAGGGCUUUGCACACUGUGUUUCCUCGAGGAGAUUGAUCGGAUGAGGACAGACCAUCUCUUCAAAAGGAGUAUAAUUUUGGUGAAGGCAUGGUGCUUCUACGAGGCGCGUAUCUUAGGUGCACACCAUGGACUUAUUUCCACUUAUGCUUUGGAGACACUCGUUCUUUAUAUUUUCCAGCUAUACCAUUCUACCUUGCAUGGACCUCUUCAGGUUCUUCUCAAGUUCCUUCAGUUCUUCAGCUCAUUUGACUGGGACGGGUACAUACUUAGCAUACAUGGGCCAAUACCUUUGGAAAGACUCGCUAACCUACUUGCCGAGAACUCAUUGCAUCGAGGUGGGCACCUCUCAUCCUCAGAAGAAGGGGGCAAGGUUCUACUGAAUGAUGAAUUCUGGAUGAAAUGCCGAUUGGAGUACUCAGUGAAUAUCCAAGAUGGCCGUGCGAGGCAGUUCAAUCCCAAACACAUGAAUGUGAUGGAUCCCCUGAUAGUGACGAAUAACCUUGGUCGGAGUGUUAGUAAGAGCAAUUUCACCAAGAUUAGAUAUCAGCUGAAUGCUGGAGCAAGGGCUUUGUCAGGGAUCCUCAAUAGCCCAAAAGAGAAGAUAGCACCUUCCUUGGAUGAUUUUUUUUCCUACAGCUGGGAUAGAGUGCGACUGGCGAGAAGACCAGAUGUGCCAGAUGCAAUUCCAUCAAGAAGCAGUGAAAGAAUUGGUAACUUGUCAGGAAGAAAGCACAGCGAGGUGGUUUGGCAGCCAAGGCAUCCUUACGAGCUGUAUCCGCCACCUCCCCAUUCGCUUCAGGAUCACCAGGCCUAUCUGCACAAGAGCAUAGGCUGUUGUGGUGGGCCUGAUGGGAGUUUGCAGAGGGAGCGGCAAAUCGUUAAGGGAGCAGAUGCAUUGAACGUGGAGGUUGAGCUGCUGUCGGUGACUGGAAAUGCGGCCUCGCUUGAUGGCUCAGGGCUCGGUGAUCCUGGUGGCGAGGGGUGGUGGAGGGACGGCACUGGACGGAGGGCCACUGGUGGACUUGUGAAUGGGGCAGAAGGCAGCCUCAAGUAUGUCGACCGUAGGAACAUCACUGGAAGGCCCAUGGGUGUCAGGAGGAUCAGUCAGAAUGAGAGAGCAGUGAGAAUGGGUGAGGAUGGCAGGGGAGGCAGAGUGUCAAGCGUAGGUGGAAUGAGAUCACCGAAUGAUGAGCAAAGGGACCAGAGGACCAAUGGUCAUAUGGGCUCGACGACGGGUCACUUCAGCAUGCCAAGCAGGGAAGAACACAGAGGCGUGAGCUAUGAGAGUGGGAUGGGGAUCGGUAUAAGGAGGUCAGGGGAUGAUGCUCAGGAUCAGACGGAUGAUUUCUCAAGAUGGGAAGGGGAAGGGGAUUGUAGAGCCAGAGCAAUGGAUCGGAAUGUUGGGUAUAAUUCCGUGAAUUGCAUCCGACCUACACCUGUGCAGAACGAAGCAGCUGCAUUCAAUUGGGGAAUGGUGGGUGGUGUACAUGGAGGGGCAGGAAUGGAGCUAGGCAACGAGGAUGAUGCUUCAUCAGCCUCAUCUUCAGGUGGGUGGUAUGGCAGCGAAAUAGAAGGAGAGGGAAGUUAUGCCUCCUUGCAAUUAGUGGGAAGACAUGUUGCUUCUGGAAGGAAUAGAGACAUGCUGACGAACGGGAGUGCGAGGCUGUUCUCUAGAACUGGAGGUUUUAUGGACCACGCGUUGCCGAUUGAAAUGAGUGGAAAGCGCGCAGGUUUGACUGGUAAAGUGCAGAACUCGGGGGGGCCCAGUUUGUCGAUUGUGCAUCCAGGGCUGACUAUGCCAUUGCCUUUGCCCAUACGUGCAUUUCAGCUGCCAAUGUCUGUUCCGAUAGUCUCGGCAGUGAUGAUGCGUCCGAUCCCUAUUCUCGGCGAAGAGCAGGCCAUGCAAGGUAGUGCGAUGGGCAGCAAUGGUAGUAUGGAAGAAAGCCUGCAGGGCCCUCGGCCAGCUACAGGGCUACGUGCGUUCCCUCUUGGAGAUCUCGGUGCGAUGGGAGUUCAGGGAGAAGGUCCUAGUUGUACGCAUCGCGCACAUGGGAUGAGGAGUGCAUCACAUCCUCCAUUGUCUCAGGUUGGGCUCUCAGGAGGCGGUCGUGGGCUCCCAAUCCAUCCCAUGCUGAGUGAGAAGGCACAAGGCCAUGGGCAUCUGACGCACAUUGCACACCAGAACGGCAUGGACGAAGAACAGCUGCAAAGGAUCAUAAUGGGAAUGGAGCAACAGCAGAGGAUUGCGAUGGGAAUGGAGCAAGAGCAGCAUCAACAGCAGCAACAACACUAUCUGCAGCACCACCAAUUGCUUCACGAUAGACAUCACAGGGGUGCGGGUUUCGGCAUGCUGCCAGUAAAUAGUUGGGUUGAAGGCGGCAGAGCAAUGGUACCAACAGUCCAAUCACAGGGUGGCCUCAGGCUUGACCAGCCACUAUCUAUUUUUCCACCGGACCCUGUAGGCCCUCACCUUGGGGGCUUAUCCCCAUGUGGUGUUGGGGGAAUCAUGUUGCACAUGCCGGGGAGGCUUGGGAGUGCUUCAGCAGCAGUGAACACACAGUCUAGGGGCGUUGAUAUGCAGACACUCGGAGGACACCUUCCAAAUGCACCACCUCGGCAGCAGGGCCCAUUGGAGCGAAUGUACGAAUCACGGGAUGGAAUGCUUAUGCCUUCUAGACGGGGUUUGUUUGAGGAUGUUCAGGGCAUGGAAAUGCCACCUGGAGUAGCGACUCCCAAAAAGGUUGAGGGCGAUGACAGUGCAAGUAAAGGGAAAGUUCCUUUUGGCAGUGUAAUCCAGUCUAAUAAUAGAUCAGGAGGCCUGAAACACAGAAACGGAAAGGCGAGGACUGGAGGGAAGGUCUGGGGUGUAACAACUGGGGAAGUGGAAAGCGUGAUGAUGGAUACGAUGAGAAGAGAUGCCGGCAGGUCACGGGAUCAAAUCAAGAGAAUGGGAGAACCUUGCCGAACUCCUGCACAAUUUGAGGCACGGGAGAGAAUGGCAAUAGGUGUGAUGUUUCCUCAAUUAAUCCCCCAAUCCCCUGGUAGAAACUCAGAGGCCAUUUGCAGCCAGUUUUGUGUGCCUUCGCAAUCACCCCCUACUUUGCCACCAAAUAUGCCCAUACAGUCUCUGAAUCCUCGAGCUGUGGAUCCGUUGUGUGUGCCAUGUCCACCAUCAGAAGUGACUCUCAGCUCCUCCACUCUGCCCCCAGGGAUGCCCAUUGGAGGGGCCAUGUUUAUGCCAAUGAGCCAUCUGCCUCAGAUGCCAUCAAUCUCCGUUGCAGGAACUCCUGCAAGCUCUCUCGGAUCAGCAUAUCACUGUGCAUUUAUGGCCACUAGUGAAUCGCAGCUACUGAGUACUGCCGGCUCUCCAAGGAUCAGGCCAUCACCACCAUGUGCACUCCAGGCACAGUUUCCCGUCCUUGUUCAGGGUCCAUAUUACCCUUAUUACAUCUGCCUAGGCAUGGAAAAUGCAGAGAACUUGACGACUGAUUUCCAUAAUAGGGCCACUUGUGGCGGUCUGGAUGAUCAGGUUGGUCCAGAGGGGUCCGGGAACCUACGAACUCCUGUCGGGGAUCGAAGACAGCAUGGAGGUUUGCAGCCCUGGCUGGUGCAGAAGCCAAAUCAUCAUUCAGUGCUUGCGAGCUCAGUCAGGCCCCUUAAUAGUUAUGGAAUUAGCAAGGGUCGAGAUGAAGUGGGCGGAGAAGGCAUGGAGACUGUGGUGUUUAAGGAUGGACCUGACCUUCUAACUGGUGUGAUAGAUGCCUAUCGAGAGAAUCUAUACUUUGGCAGAGCAUGUCAAAACAAUCUUCUACCAACUACUCUCCCAGCCAACCAGUUAGUUAACUAUCUGCCAAACCAGUCAUCUUGGCAAAUGGAAAGUGGCAGAAGGACAAGGGACGGGUUCAUGAGUAUGCCGCCAAUGAUGCAAGGAAUGAUGCAGCCACAGAUGGGGCCCAGGCCUGCUCCUUCAGGCCACCAUGUGAAUCUUGCUGGGCAGGAGCAGAACCCAGGAAACUUUCCUACACGGAGAAUGCGCUAUGGAGACAAGGUGUCCAAGAUGUCCCGUGGAACAGGUGCAUUCAUCAAUUCAGUCACGCGUUAACAGCCAACGAGCAUACAGGUUCAGUGAGCAGGGUUGACUUUGUUGGUGGGAGGGGCUGAGAGUUGGCAGCAUCGAGGGAGUUUUGUUCUCUGGUUGUUGGGCCGCAGGGCCAGGGAUAGGAGAGGUAGGGGAUGGAGAAGAAGGUGCGUCAGAGUGUGGCCGAGGAAUGUUUGAUCAUUUCUAGCUCUCUUGUCUGCACUGGGCACGUAACACGUGGGCGGUGUGGUAGAUUGCAGACAAGAUCUCUUUAGCCAAAAACUUUAAGAGUUUUCGGCAGGCUGUGACUUGGAUUGAGUGGAGGUUUCAGGCAUGAAGCUGCCCAUCCGUUUUUAGCUCCAGAAUGCUACUUUGAAAGCAUUGCGUUUGUAUAAGAGGCAGGCAAGCGUGCUCAAGCUGGGUGAUAGCCAUUUCUUGGAGACACGUUGUUGUUGUUGUUGUUGUUGUUGUUGUUUUGUUUUUUAAGGAAAGAAAACCACGGUGCUCUGGGACUCGAUCCAUGUUUCCUUUUUAGUUAGUAGCUCACCUUCAGAGUCCAGGGAUUAAGCCCUGUUGACUCA
Molecule: messenger RNA, 5565 nt
Organism: Chara braunii
Lineage: Eukaryota; Viridiplantae; Streptophyta; Charophyceae; Charales; Characeae
Source: the annotation of a GenBank genome assembly